AUGCGAGACCGUUCUCGUAGUCCGCUUGGACGAGAUGAUCGACGCAAGGGAGGCUCAUUCGGGCAGGGUAUGUUAGCUUCACGGUUUUGUAGUUCUUUCCUUGAGUAUCAUCAAUUGUGAUUGUCUCGUUCUCCAUUUUGGUUUCGGUUGGUAUCAGCUAAAGGCUAAUUGUCGGUAAAAGUCAAAGGUUUUCCGUGGUUUCGUUACAUGACUUCGUUUUCAGGCGGUAGGUUUGAUCCUCAUAGCGAUAAGAUGGUAUACUUUACAAACCUGGCAUAUGAUAUGUCAUGGAUGGAUCUGAAAGACGUUAUCAGGGAUAAAGGUGGAGAGGUGUGUUUUGGUGAAAGUUAGCGUCAUGCCUAGAGAGAAGCCUCGCUGAUUUCUUGACGUUUUUGGUCAUUGCAGGUACAAUUUGUCGAACUCUUGAAAAACAAGGAUGGCAAAUCGAAAGGUGUCGCGGUAGUCGAAUUCACAAGCAAGGAAUCGGCUCAGAAAACAAUUGAAGUCCUCCACAGAGAGAAUAUUCGUGGUCGAGUUAUAUCUGCAAAGGAAAUCAGAGUACGGAGUUUGUAUUUUCCGGUCAUUGUCAUAGGCGCAUAUAAGUUCUUCUCGAUGGCCAGAGUUUUAAUAGGGAAAUCAUGGAUCCACCAGAUUCGUUGUUUUAUUCCUUUGAGCUUUUUCUAUCGAGAUUCUUAUGAUUCUUCUUGUCAAUCCACCUUAGGUGUUGUUUUAGGAUCCGCAAGCAUUCUUCCGUAAGAUCAAGGAGGAAUCGGGAAUUGACUUCUUAAAAGACAACAACAAACGUGACAGAGUUCCAGUAUCCAGAGAUCGCCGUUCCUCCCCUCCUUUGAGAACUCCUGCUGAGACUUUUGGAUUGAGUUCUUCGUUUUUGGACAGUUUGAAUCUAAAGCCUCCUCUAGUUAAUCGAGUUUUUAUUACGAAUGUAAGUUAGACGACAUUGUGCCAUUUUCGUUUAGAUCUCCUACAGCUGCGGAGUCGGAAAGUUGUAUGAUGUGUUUGCUAUGGCCGGGAAGAUCGUUUGGUUUGAUCUUCAGUUAGACAAGGAGGGAAAGUCCAAAGGCAUGGCAAUUGUUGAAUACUCGCAUCCAAUCGAAGCAGUUCAGGCCAUUUCCAUGCUGAACAAUCAACGUCUUUUUGAUCGUACGAUAACGGUAAAAAUGGACCGGUUUGAGAAAGAUCCAGACCGUGAUCGAAACGGAUUACCUAAUGGUCUGAAAAGUGUCGGUAUGGGCUUGGGGGCUAACGGGAGUCCGUUGAGCGACAUCGCUUCAGUCAUUGGACAGAUGGGUUCUAAUGGGCAAACACAUAUUGGACCUUUUUCGAGCAACGGAAGCGGAAUCCUUAAUCAACCUCAAUCUAACUUCCCAUUCAGCCAGCCGUCUGUGUUUGAUAGUGGUCCAGUAUAUCAAUCACAACUUCUUAACUCAGGCAUUAACCAAAGCUUUAGCUCAUCGGCUCAAAGACAAAUCUCCCCAUCCAAUGCGUUGUUUGGAACACAGGCAUCAUUUGUUAAAGAACAAGUUCCAUCCCCAUUCCCAUCCCAAACUGGCUUUUCUGGGGGAUUUGAUAGGAGAUCUGCCCAGCUAGCCCAGAAUAGUUUCCAAUCAAACACUACGGUUAGAUCUGGCCAAGGAUACUUGCCGUCAUACGACGCUCCUACCCGAGUCAUUCUCAUCAAAAAUGUAAAACAUUUCAUACAUGUUCUUCUUAUUAUUCAAUUUUUUUCUAGCUGCCUCAUGACUACACAUGGGAUGUCAUCGCUCAAAGAGUAAGGCAGUUUGGAGAUUUUGAAUCCGUGGAAUUGGUCAGCUCGGGUGUGGCAAAAGUUCGAUUCCUUCACGUUCAAGAUGCCGAAAGAGCCAAGGCCACGUUGAAUCAGACACUUGUGGAGAAUAACAUGAUUGCUGUCGAAUAUAUGCUCCAGUGA
Messenger RNA from Bursaphelenchus xylophilus (pine wood nematode), 1948 nucleotides. NCBI's taxonomy places the organism in Eukaryota, Metazoa, Nematoda, Chromadorea, Rhabditida, Aphelenchoididae. The record is from the annotation of a GenBank genome assembly.